CCAGAGGCGCCUACUCCAUCUCUUGCUUCUCUGCGCCAUUCUCUCGGCGCUUCAGAUAUCCAAACCCCUCGUCGCAAGCCUUCUCCUUCAGCCUGCCUGCCGCCUCUGUCCUUCUUCCUCGCCUCCACCCCCUCCAUUCUUAUGCUUGGGCGGUUGUCUCGAGCUUCCAGGGAUCCAUGGCAGACCAUUUCGCGGUGAUGGCAGGCCGGUUGCUGACGGAGUCCAGUCUUCAGUCCGCCAUUGGGGAGGCCUCUGCCGUGCCCUCCACCGCAUCGACUGCGUGCGAUGUGCCUGUCCAAGAUGGCAGGCAAGCGAGCGGUACUGUCUUGGUAGAAUGCAGAAUCUGCCAGGAGGAUGACGACGAGGCCUGCAUGGAGGCUCCUUGCUCCUGCAAGGGAAGCUUGAAGUACGCCCAUCGCAAAUGCAUUCAGAGAUGGUGUGAUGAGAAGGGAGACACCAUAUGUGAGAUAUGCUUGAAGCAAUUUGUACCAAAUUACACUGCCUCUUCAAAGCUGUUUCAACGAGGAAGAAACACGAUUUUCUUCAGUGCUCCUGGCUACAUUCAAGCACGGCCAGAUCAUUCUGCUACAUCAACAAGCUAUGGGUAUGAUCAAACUCCAGCUCCUACCGGCGUAUUAUGUUGUCGCAUAAUCGCUAUAACUCUGAUGGUUCUCCUGGUCUUCCGCGACGCUCUCUCGGUUUUCCUGGAUGACCAAGAUGCCUACACCGUUGCAAUGGUCACUCUGCUGAUGCUUAGAACCACGGCGAUCGUCAUUCCGGUCUACAUCAUAUUGGUGGCGGUUACUGAGCUGCUUCAUCGACGCAGGCAACGGCAGGUUGUGCACGACCAGAUGACUUCAGAGCAUGAAGGAGGGGAGAGUACGCAGCCGCAGCAGCAUGUCAUUAGCAUUCAGUAGCAGGCUGGCCAUCAAUCCUGGUGUUCUUGUUGUCAUCCAGUAUUGAUCCUUCAACGAAGGACUGAGCUUCUACUUGUAGUGUGACGUGACGUGACAGCAGAUAUGGAACAUGACAUGACUGUAACCACAGAACAGCGUUGCCUGCACUUGUACAUAGUAGUCGUAGCAUAUUUAACUGCUGCCAGCAGCUUUCUAUAGAGACCAUUGUACGUGGCCACUCUCUUCGAAUGAAGAUCAAGUGAGCUUCCUGUGCAUAACACUAUGACUUGAAGUAAGCUGCGAAUCGAUUUGCCAAGUUGAUGCAGAGCAAAGGCAAAUUCAGAAGGGAGAACUCCAUGGCUUCUGCACUGGGCGUAGUGCAUCGAAGUACAUGGCCUCAUGGGACGGGUCUGAGACUUGGAAGAAACAUACUGUGGUUACUCGAGAUAUAAGUUUUAGCGGCCAAGGUAUAUUUUCAUAUCUGUAAAUCCUGUGAAAUUUCGCAAAACAUCAUUCAGUAUGAUUUUAUUCUUGUUAUUUUUAAAUAUGAUUCAAGUUAUUUUUGAGAGAGAGAAAUAUGUUACACGUAUAAACACACUCCCUCCGUCCAAAACAUGUAAAUCAAACAUUCUCAAGUUUGAUCAGCGUAUCAACAUUUGUAUCCCUAAAUAUAUUCAUUAUAAAAAAAAAUAUAGCAUCAUUUAUCUAAUGAUACUUAUCACCGUAACUAUUAGUAUUUUCUUAUAUA
Messenger RNA from Sorghum bicolor (sorghum), 1644 nucleotides. RefSeq lists its product as uncharacterized. Gene Ontology annotation, biological process: protein ubiquitination. Gene Ontology annotation, cellular component: membrane. Bases 177 to 917 code for a protein of 246 amino acids. NCBI's taxonomy places the organism in Eukaryota, Viridiplantae, Streptophyta, Magnoliopsida, Poales, Poaceae. The record is from RefSeq and is a predicted model, not a curated record. Gene Ontology annotation, molecular function: ubiquitin-protein transferase activity; zinc ion binding. The transcript has 7 exons.